AUGGUAGAGAAUUUUGCAGCGAGGCUGGCGGUGACCACAGAGGAGCAACGAGUAGUGGUGAUUGAUGACAAGGAAUGGUCUAUUCUCAAGAUGACUAAGGUCUGGGAAAGUGCUGACUCAAAGUUAAAUGGAGAUAAUGAUACCACCUGGGCACGUGGAAUACAUAUUUCUUUAAGCGCCAAGAACAAACUUGGCUUCAUUAUUGGCGACAUUGAAGAACCAUCAUCCUCCGAGGAUCCUGAUAUGCACGCAGCUUGGUGCCGCUGCAAUGAUACGAUUCUUUCUUGGCUUUUUCACUCUUUGGAGCCAGAGCUUGUCGAGUCCGUUCUCUUAUCCACCACUACCAAAGCCGUCUGGGACGACCUUCGCGAACGGUUCUUUCAAAGCAACAUUCCCCGCAUAUUCCAACUCAACCGUGAACUCGCCACCAUCUCCCAAGGUACUUCAUCUGUCUCUGCCUAUUUCACUCAUCUCAAAGGUCUUUGGGAUGAACUUGCCUCAUAUAACGAACAUCGCACCUGUUCUUAUGGUGCUAAGAAUGAUCGGCAACAACUUAUGCAAUUUCUCAUGUGA
Molecule: messenger RNA, 573 nt
Organism: Malus domestica (apple)
Lineage: Eukaryota; Viridiplantae; Streptophyta; Magnoliopsida; Rosales; Rosaceae
Source: RefSeq, a predicted model, not a curated record